UAAAAUAAAGCCACCCAAAAAUGGUAUCCAAUUCCAAAGUGCCUUUUUUGGGCAUGCCUGUCACAGUGUUUGUUCUUUCAAGGUAGAGCAACUCGUGUCCAGACAACGCCCUACAUUUUUGCGUCUCGGUCUAGAAAAACGUCUUGGCGGCCAUCUUAUUAAGACUUUUCAUAUUUCCUUUACAGCCAUGGGUUGGAAGCUGACAACCUUCAUCGUCUUGGUUGCCAUAGCAACAGGUGUCAUCCUUACCGGCGUCUUCAAGACGCCUCCAGAACCUCUGCAGUUCCAAGACAACUACUGGGGGAGGGGGGCGAAACCAUCCUCCCUACCAAAAGAUCACGACAAGAUACACCAAAUCUCCAUAAACGUGCCAGAAACCGCCCUGGUCGAUCUCAAAAACCGCCUUAAAAACGUCCGUUUGUUCGAGGCUCUUGAAAACGUAGAAUUCCAAUAUGGCUUCCCUGUCGACUUUAUGAAAGGUCUGGUCGCCUACUGGAGCGAUAAGUACGAUUGGCGAAAGCAGGAAGCGUACUUAAACACGUUUCCUCAUUACAAAACAAACAUCGAGGGAAUUGAUGUACACUUUAUUCACGUAAAACCCAAACUGAAGCCAGGCCAGACCGCCAAGCCUCUGUUGCUGGUUCACGGUUGGCCAGGCUCGGUGUAUGAGUUUUAUAAGAUGAUCCCGAUGUUGGUAGAUCCCACUAGUCAUGGGGGGAGGGAGGAGGAUGUGUUUGAGGUCAUUGCCCCCUCUAUCCCUGGGUACGGCUUCUCCGAAAUGCCACACAAAAAAGGUUUUGACCAGAUGGCUGCUGCUCAGAUAUUCCAUAAGCUGAUGGAGAGACUGGGAUUUGAGAAGUUCUACAUGCAGGGCGGAGACUGGGGUGCUUUUAUCACACGUAUCAUGUCUCUACUCAAGCCAAGUGUGGUGAAGGGACUGCACAACAACAUGCAGCUUGUUAACGCUGGUGACCCAAGGUUAAUCCUCCGCAUCAUGGUGGGCAGUGUGUUCCCCUCACUGGUCGGUGUAAAGCCUGAGGAACAUGAUCGGGUUUACCCGUAUGGCAGUAAGGUAUUGAUGGGACUGCUACGGGAGACUGGAUACAUGCACAUCCAGGCUACCAAACCAGAUACUGUUGGUUUUGCCCUGAAUGACUCGCCCGUGGGACUGGCUGCCUACAUCCUGGAGAAAUUCUCCACCUGGACAAACCCAGCAAACAAGGAGUUAGCUAAUGGAGGGCUGGAAAAGUACUACACCAAGGAUGAGCUGCUGACCAGUGUGAUGAUCUAUUGGCUGACUGGUACCAUCACUUCCUCUAUGAGGUUCUACAAGGAGACAUUUCAAGGAAAGGCAAUGGAAACAACCAGCUUGCAAGUGACUGUGCCGACCGGAAUGGCGGCUUUCCCACACGAGCUAGGCCACAACCCGGAGGCGUGGUGUCGUCUCUUCUACACAGACCUCGUCCAUUACACUCUCAUGCCAGACGGAGGACACUUUGCCGCGUUUGAGAAACCCGCCUUACUGGCCGAAGACAUCCGCGCUUUCGUCAGGAAAGUCGAAAGUCGAUCUUGAUAGAUCCAAAGACUGAUAGGCGAUAUUUGCCAAGUUGUCUCACAGUAUAUGCAUGCAUUUUAG
Branchiostoma belcheri (Belcher's lancelet) is the source of this 1636-nucleotide messenger RNA. Its product is annotated as epoxide hydrolase 1-like. Gene Ontology annotation, molecular function: epoxide hydrolase activity. Bases 188 to 1573 code for a protein of 461 amino acids. The record is from RefSeq and is a predicted model, not a curated record. NCBI's taxonomy places the organism in Eukaryota, Metazoa, Chordata, Leptocardii, Amphioxiformes, Branchiostomatidae. Gene Ontology annotation, biological process: epoxide metabolic process. The transcript is spliced from 8 exons.